Tetrapisispora phaffii CBS 4417 is the source of this 1890-nucleotide messenger RNA. RefSeq lists its product as uncharacterized. The transcript has a single exon. The coding region runs from base 1 to 1890 and encodes 629 amino acids. NCBI's taxonomy places the organism in Eukaryota, Fungi, Ascomycota, Saccharomycetes, Saccharomycetales, Saccharomycetaceae. The record is from RefSeq and is a predicted model, not a curated record.
AUGAGGAUUGAUUUUAGCUUUAAUACACUGGCGGUUACAAUAACAUGCACGGCUAUAUUGCUGUUGGUGAGUUUUUCUAUGGUUCUGAUGCCACCGUCUGUGGAUAGCAUGGUCAGAGGUCCUGUGAGAGUGCCUUCAGACGAGAUUACUUGGCAGAACUACAGAGACUAUGUGGUAGAUGUCGACUUUGUUAAUAGCACGCACAUCUUCAAUUCCAUUUACGCUGUGCUAAGACAAGGUCCAGCAGAUAUACAUCCUCUAGGUGUUUCGUAUUUUCCUGCUGUGAUCCCAAAGGGCACAUUGUUGUACAGAGCAGGGAAGAAAGAGGUCCCUGGGUCAUUCGAGUGGCUUGCAAUGGAUCAUGAGUUUUCUUAUAGUUUUGGUUCUAGAUACUCGUCGUAUGGUAGGAAAUCCCUGAAAAUUAGAUCCAGAAAACCUUCAUCAAAGACAGGAGCAGGAGCAGGGCUAGGAGCCGGUAACUCGCCAACUGGGGGGCCUUCUCCGAAUGGCCCUUCAGCUUUGAAGGCGGCAACGCAUAUGAUGACAUUUAGAGCGACAAGAGAUAUGAAUAAAUUUAUCUAUUUGGAUGGUGCCUCGGCUGCUAAAAGCACCACUGGCGAGAUGGAUACCCAAGAACUUCUAUAUAAUGUGUUGAGGAAGAAGUUCGAAGAAGCUAAUCCAGGACAGAAUAAGAUGCCUGAAAGGGAUUUUGCAGAGUACAUAUGUAAAUGGGGUAAACCUUUAGGUUUAGAUGGGUUGAUUAGGGUAGAAAUUGGGUUUGAGAUUGUUCUUUGCGAUUUCCAAAAGGAUAACAUUGAACUAGUUUCUAAUAUUCCUUUGAGAAACCCUGCCACAGAACUUGGUUUACCAAGCCCAUCUGUUAUAUCUGUUGAGAAUGGCUGGCCCGUAGAGAAUAACCAGCUGCUUGAAGAUAAAUUAACUGAUGAGCAAAAGAAAAUCUUAGAAAAAGAGUAUUACUGGCAAUCGAUAUUAGACAACUACUCUCUGGCACGUCAAUACAAUUGGUUGCAAGCAGGAAAUGCCCACGAUCAAGGUGAUAAGAGAAUAAAAAUUGAUUACAGACACUUUGUCACCGGUAUCAAUAGAAUACCAAUGGAUGUGAACCCAAUGAAAAGAAGAUUAUUGAAUGAGCAUAUGACUUUUGAAUUACAAAGCGAUAUUGUCAAUGACUUAGAAGAAAUAUUGAAGAACGACUUUGAUUAUACUAAAAGUAACGACUGGCAAGAAAUCUUCGAUGAGUUUAUUACUAAAUUUUCCCCAAUGCUAAAGACCAUUCAGAAAAUACUACACAGUGACGAGAGAACUCCCGAACAAAUUGCUGUUGAUGUAACUAAAUACACAUUGAAUUUUGUCCUUAGGUUCACUCCAUCUGAUAAAAAUUUAGCUGAGCUAGGUUACGAUCGUGACUUUGCCACUUAUCAAUACGCAAGACCCCCAACUGACUUAGUUACUGAAAGUGAUUUCUUGAUUUGGUCUGCAUAUGUCAACAUCGUCGAUUAUGUUAUCGAAAAGAUUUAUGAUGUCAACAAUAAGUUGAUGCCAAUCGUCAAGGCCGCCGCCCAAGAUGACAAUAGUAUCAAUGGCCAGGAGACUUCUAUAAUCAGUUCCUGUCGUGAAGCCAUUGAUGAAUUAAUCGGAAACUUGAACUGGAUUUCCUUGCACUAUAAAUGUGAGGAGUCUUGCGAUUGGGAUGAAAUUUGUUUCACACCAUCAUGGGGGCCAGGCCCCUUGGCCGGCGGGUUCAAAGGACACCAAGACACAACUACAGUUGGUUUUGGAAAACACUUUGACGAUGCUAGUGGCAGACAAGUGAUUAACUACAACCUGCAAUGCAUCAAUAUUGACACAUUAUUACAACAACCUCAUUAA